GGCCGAGCACUGGUUCGCCGAGGCGCAGGCCGGCAUCGCCGAGCGGCUACGCUACCACCGCACGGAGGGCAGCGCACGCAACGUCGUCAUGUUCAUUGGAGACGGCAUGUCCGUGCCCACGCUGGCCGCUGCGCGCACGCUGCUGGGCCAACGCAACGACAGGCCCGGCGAGGAGGCCAAGCUGUCCUUCGAGAAGUUCCCCACCGCUGGCCUCAGUAAGACGUAUUGCGUAGACCAGCAAAUCGCUGAUUCGGCCUGCUCGGCCACGGCGUACCUGUGCGGCGUGAAGGCGAACGAAGGCACGAUCGGCGUGACGGCGGCCGUGGAGCGCCGCGACUGCGCCGCCUCGCUGCGUCCUGACGCGCGCCUCGACUCAAUCGCCGCCUGGGCGCUGGCCGACGGCCGGGACGCUGGUAUCGUUACGACUACGCGAGUGACUCACGCGUCUCCCGCUGGCGUGUUCGCUAAAAUCGCAAAUCGCGAUUGGGAAAACGACGAUUCAGUCCGCAGAGCCGGUCACGACCCUGCUAGAUGUCCCGACAUUGCUCAGCAGCUGGUGCACGAGAAACCUGGAAAUCAGUUUAAGGUUAUAUUAGGCGGCGGAAGACGAGAGUUCUUAUCGCAGGGCACGCUCGACGAGGAAGGAGGCGCAGGGCUGCGCACGGAUGGGCGCAACCUCAUCGAGGAGUGGCAGCAGGACAAGCGCGCCCGCAACGCCAGCCAGCGCUACGUGUGGAACCGCUCACAGCUGCUGGCCGCGCAGGCCGACCCGCCCGACUACCUGCUGGGCCUGUUCGAGCCCAGCCACAUGCAGUACCAUCUGGAGGCCGACCCUGCCACCGAGCCGACGCUCGCCGAGAUGACCGAGACGGCCAUUCGUCUGCUGAGCCGCAACGAGAGGGGCUUCUUCCUGUUCGUGGAGGGCGGGCGCAUCGACCACGCUCACCACGACAACUACGCGGAGUUGGCGCUCGACGAGACCAUCGAGCUGAGCGAGGCCGUGGCGCGCGCCGCCACGCUGCUGCCCGAGCGUGACUCGCUGCUCGUCGUCACCGCCGACCACGCGCACGUCAUGGCCUUCAACGGGUACACGGGCCGCGGGUCGGACAUCCUGGGCGUGUCGGACAGCCGGGACCGCGACCAGGUGCCGUACAUGACGCUGUCGUACACCAACGGGCCGGGCCACCGCGCGCAGCCCGACGGCCGCCGCGCUGACGUCACCGCCGAGCCCGACUUCCGCGCGCUGCACUGGCGCUCGCACGUGGAGGUGCCGCUGAGCUCGGAGACGCACGGCGGCGACGACGUGGCCGUGUUCGCGCGCGGGCCGCAACACGCGCUGUUCUCGGGCGUGUAUGAGCAGAGCCAGCUGCCGCACCUCAUGGGCUACGCGGCGUGCCUGGGCCCCGGCGCGCGCGCCUGCCCCGCAUCCGCCGCGCCGCCCGCCGCCGCCCCGCUGCUACUGCUGCUCGCCCUGCUCAACCUCGCUCACCGCCUCUAG
This is a messenger RNA of Colias croceus (clouded yellow), 1498 nucleotides long. Its product is annotated as membrane-bound alkaline phosphatase-like. The transcript is spliced from 6 exons. The coding region runs from base 89 to 1498 and encodes 469 amino acids. The record is from RefSeq and is a predicted model, not a curated record. Lineage: Eukaryota; Metazoa; Arthropoda; Insecta; Lepidoptera; Pieridae. Gene Ontology annotation, biological process: dephosphorylation. Gene Ontology annotation, molecular function: alkaline phosphatase activity.